UGCCGCGCAUGGGGGACGCGCCGGGCCGGGCGGGCGCCUGCUGCCAGAUGGUGGAGGUCCUGCUCGCCGCCCUGAUCCUGGUCUGCAGCUCCGUGUCCUGUGGCUCGGCGGGAGGAUACACCGGCCUCCCCGCCCUGGGGGGCAUCUACUACUACCAGUACGGCGGGGCCUACAGCGGCUUCAGUGGAGCGGACGGGGAGCGAGCCCAGCAGCUUGACCAACGUUUCUACCUACUGAAGCUGCCCGUGGCAAGGGCAGCGAUGGCCGUGGGAGGGUGUCUCCUGGUCUUCCCUUGCGUUCUUAUUUUGAUUGGUGUUCUGCGGGUCCCGUGGCACUUCCCAGCAUUGCUGCUAAUUGAAUGCACCCUGUACAUAGUGAUUGCAGUUGGCACAGUGCCUGCUCUGUACUAUUUCCUCCAUUCUCUGCUGACCGUUUAUAAUUCAACAGUGUGCAAAGAGAGAGAGCAGCUUUAUCAAAGCAAAGGCUAUCAGGGUUUCUGGUGCAGCCUGCAUGGGGCAGAGAUUGCUGCUGGCCUCUUGGGCUGCAUGGCUGCCAUGGCAUACCUGCUCAGUGCGGGUCUAGCAAUCAGAGAUUACAGGACAGUUCAUGAACAGAAACAGAAGCCACUGCAAUUAUAAGAACUUUCAAAUUAUUCUUCCACUCCAGUAAUGGUCUUGAUUUUUGCCAGUCUCCUUACUGAGAUGAAGUAGUAUACUUUCCUUCUGGACAGUGCAGCCUUAACGCUACAGAACACUCACCAAGCUGGCAUAGCUGUAAAUAUGGUAGAGUCAGGCUAUUCCUAACCUGAAUUUGCAUUAUUGAAUUAUUAGCGACUUAAAGCUGAUGCAGUGGGUUGUUUCUGCUUCUCAGGCAGCCCUUCCAUCUCACUCUCAGGUGCCCCCUUCUCCAGUGAGGCCUUGCUAAAAGUACUGCCACUACAUGCUUCUGCCAGUUAACAGCUUUUUGUAGCUGAAACUGUCUUUACAAAAGGCAUGUGACUUUGCUGAGAAAAGAGCUCUUAAAAACAACAGACCGUGGUUCUGACAGCUAAAUAUUCUGUCCUUGUAGGUCUCUUGGAAUUAACAGGCCAGUGUGAACAUGACAUUUAUAAGGCAAUGAAAAUAUCCUGAAAAAACCUUGCAAACUCAGUCUUACUUGUGAUACAAUGCCUUUUUAAACUUCUGGAGAGGGCACAUUUUUGUAUGAAAUGGUCUUUUUAUAUAACUUGUAUAUAAGAGUUUUGCUUAAAAAAGAUUCCCUGAAUUGGGAAAUCAGACAAAAGCUUUAUGAGAUCAAAUGGGUGAUUUAAUAUAGAAGUAUAUGCUUUCAAAAUACAUUUUCAAUGUACAAGUUGGAAAAAUGAGAUGUUGCCUUUUUUUUAGAAAAACAUUUCUAGGAAAUUUAGCUGGGAAAAGUAGCACUAGGAUCACCAACUCAUGCCUUAAAAUGAAAUUCCACUUCAGAGACGUGUCAACUAUGUGCAUUGUUGGAUGGAACCACUAGAGUCUCACAGAUGAGUUCUGCCCAUAUUAAAAAAACUAAACA
Hirundo rustica (Barn swallow) is the source of this 1545-nucleotide messenger RNA. It is a transcript of the gene MARVELD3, whose product is annotated as MARVEL domain containing 3. Gene Ontology annotation, cellular component: membrane. NCBI's taxonomy places the organism in Eukaryota, Metazoa, Chordata, Aves, Passeriformes, Hirundinidae. The record is from RefSeq and is a predicted model, not a curated record. The transcript has 2 exons. Bases 9 to 638 code for a protein of 209 amino acids.